Messenger RNA from Schistocerca nitens (vagrant locust), 1691 nucleotides. RefSeq names its product glutamate decarboxylase (gene Gad1). The coding region runs from base 82 to 1602 and encodes 506 amino acids. NCBI's taxonomy places the organism in Eukaryota, Metazoa, Arthropoda, Insecta, Orthoptera, Acrididae. Gene Ontology annotation, biological process: carboxylic acid metabolic process. The transcript has 12 exons. Gene Ontology annotation, cellular component: cytoplasm. Gene Ontology annotation, molecular function: carboxy-lyase activity; pyridoxal phosphate binding. The record is from RefSeq and is a predicted model, not a curated record.
GGUAACAUCUACAACCGGCUGAGCGGCAUACUACAGCAGAUCGCCUGCUUCAAGAAGUACGUCUUCCCCGGAGAGCAGGCCAUGAGCCGCUUCGUGCUGAGCCGGGAUGUCGGCCAGAUGCACUACAAUGAUCUCCUGCCGUACUCGAAGGAUGGCUUACCCGUGACGAGAGAGUUCCUGCUGAAGGUAGUGGAUGUACUGCUGGAAUACAUCAAGCAGUCCCACGACAGGAACGCCAAGGUGCUGGAGUUUCACCACCCGGCGGAGAUGCGCUCCUUGCUGGACUUGGAGCUGCCCGAUCGCGGCGUCUCUCUGCAGCAGCUCGUAGAUGACUGCCAGACCACGCUCAAGUACCAGGUUCGCACAGGCCAUCCUCACUUCUUCAACCAACUGUCAUGCGGCCUGGAUCUGGUCUCAAUGGCAGGCGAAUGGCUGACAGCUACAGCCAACACCAACAUGUUCACGUACGAGAUAGCGCCCGUGUUCAUCCUCAUGGAGCACGUCGUGCUCGAACGCAUGAGGGAAAUCAUCGGCUGGCGCGGUGGAGAUUCUAUCCUCGCUCCCGGUGGCUCUGUAUCCAACUUGUACGCGUUUCUGGCGGCCAGGCAUCGAAUGUUCCCAGGCUACAAAGAGAAAGGGCUGCAUUCCAUCAACGGUCAACUUGUCAUGUACACCUCAGAUCAGUGCCACUACUCAGUGAAGAGCUGCGCUGCGGUGUGCGGGCUGGGUACCGACAACUGCGUCCUAGUCCCGUCUGAUGACAAAGGCCGAAUGAUUCCAUCAGAGCUGGAGCGUCUCAUUGUAGAGCGGAAGAUGAGAGGCCAGAUACCGUUCUUUGUGAAUGCAACAGCUGGAACAACAGUCCUUGGCUCUUUCGACCCUAUUGAACCGAUUGCUGAUAUCUGCCAGAAGUACAAACUGUGGUUACAUAUUGACGCGGCGUGGGGAGGAGGCUUGCUGAUGUCUAGAAAAUACCGCCAUCCGAGAUUCACGGGUGUCGAGAGGGCCGAUUCUGUGACAUGGAAUCCUCAUAAAUUGAUGGGAGCUUUACUUCAGUGCUCUACGGUCCACUUCAGGGAAGAGGGAAUACUCAUCAGCUGCAACCAGAUGAGUGCUGAGUAUUUGUUCAUGCAAGACAAGCUGUAUGACGUCCAGUACGACACAGGUGACAAGGUGAUCCAGUGUGGCCGCCACAACGAUAUCUUCAAGCUCUGGUUGCAGUGGAGAGCUAAGGGAACUGAAGGCUUUGAAAGGAUGAUGGAUAGACUAAUGGAGCUAUCGCAGUAUAUGGUACGUCGCAUCAAAUCUAUGCCAGAGAAAUUUUACUUGAUAAUGGAACCGGAAAUGGUCAACGUCUGCUUCUGGUACGUGCCGACUCGAAUGCGAUCCAUGACACACGAUCGCGAGCGGGAGAAGUUGUUGGGUCAGAUUACGCCACUUCUCAAGGGGCGAAUGAUGAUGGCUGGUACGCUGAUGGUUGGCUACCAACCAUUGGACGAAAGACCCAACUUCUUCCGCAACAUUAUAUCCAGCGCUGCAGUCACCGAAGCUGACGUUGAUUUCCUAUUGUCUGAGAUGGAUAGAUUGGGACACGAUUUAUAAGCCAACAGGCAGCACCUGGAGCACAAAAUCAGUGUGUAAUGAAGGUAGAAGAGUUAACUACAUCCCAUUCACCAUUUACAAAAAGAGAC